Molecule: messenger RNA, 957 nt
Organism: Bipolaris sorokiniana ND90Pr
Lineage: Eukaryota; Fungi; Ascomycota; Dothideomycetes; Pleosporales; Pleosporaceae
Exons: 3
Coding region: 1-957 (318 amino acids)
Molecular function (GO): protein binding
Source: RefSeq, a predicted model, not a curated record
AUGGAUUUUCUCAAGAAGAAAAUGAAGGAGCUGUUGGACGAUGACGACAAGAAGCCAACAGACUCUCAGAGUGCCCCUCCUCAUGACUCGCACGCCGGCGCCCCCGGUGGUGCUGGCCCUGGCGACCGCUCACUGUCCGAUUCAUACUAUGGAAACAGUGGUCCUCCCCAAGGUCAAGGUUAUCCUCCUCCCCAAGGUCAAGGUUAUCCUCCCCCUCAGGCUCAAGGCUACCCUCCUCAGGGUCAGGGAUACCCAUCCCAGGGUUACCCACCCCAGGGCUACCCUCAGCAACAGCCGUACGGUCAGGGUCCACCCCCACCAGUAGGCCCACCAGCGCCUUACGGCGCACCUCCUCCAAUGCCGCCUGGCUGGACCCAGCAAUGGGACCAGAACAGCCAACGCUGGUUUUACAUUGAGCAAGCUACUGGACGUACACAAUGGGACCCACCCUCCCAUCUGCCACCAGGCCCAUACGCUCCUCCAGCCGCCGGCGCACCCUACGUGCCCGCAGCUGGUCACGAUGAGCGUGGCUUGUUCGGAAACACCCACGGCCACCAGGGACACGACUAUACUGCUUCUGGCCAAGCUACCAAUGAGGCAGAGAAAAAGAAGGGUCACUCUACUGCUAUGCUGGCUGCUGCCGGUAUAGGAGGUAUCGCCGCUGGUGCUUUUAUUGGCCACCAACUUGCUGAUGAUAGCGACGACGAAGCCAAGGCUGCUGCAGCCGCUACCCCGGCUGCAGCGCCUUACGGUGGCGCUCCAUAUGGUGCUCCUCCUCCAUCAGAUCCCUAUGAGAACGCUGGAGCCUUCCAAGAGCCUCCACCAGUUCCUACUCACGACGCAGAUGGCUCCUCCAUCUCAAGUAGCGACCGUGAGUCUCUGGAGGAGAAGCGCCAGGAGCUUAUUGAGGCACAGGAAGAGUACCAAGAGGAGCUUGAGGAGGCCUAUGAUGAUUAA